This is a messenger RNA of Didymella exigua CBS 183.55, 7326 nucleotides long. RefSeq lists its product as uncharacterized. Gene Ontology annotation, molecular function: 3'(2'),5'-bisphosphate nucleotidase activity; tRNA binding; phosphoric diester hydrolase activity. The transcript is spliced from 10 exons. Lineage: Eukaryota; Fungi; Ascomycota; Dothideomycetes; Pleosporales; Didymellaceae. Bases 1 to 7326 code for a protein of 2441 amino acids. Gene Ontology annotation, cellular component: cytoplasm; nucleus. The record is from RefSeq and is a predicted model, not a curated record. Gene Ontology annotation, biological process: tRNA methylation; phosphatidylinositol phosphate biosynthetic process; sulfur compound metabolic process.
AUGCCGUCAAAGGGCAUCCGGUGCUACUCGUACAUCGCCGUCGAGGGCGUCGAGAUCGAGUUCACUGUCCCCAAGGCCUCUGCGACCCGGCGAGACGUGCGCCAAUUCAACUGCGACCACCUUGAGGUCGAGUCUUCGAACCUGGGCCAUUUCAAAAUCACAGGCCGAUUCGAGUUCAUCGUGAGGAGGGAUGGUCGCGAGCUGGUCAAGCAGUGGGUGGACGUGAACAGCAUGACGGGCGGGCUGAGCGACGGGACAAUGAAGACCAUGGACGAGACGCCCGCAGUCUUUGCCGAAGACCUCAUCGUAGCAUACGGCUUCUACGACGCCGGACCCGGCCUCGCAGCCCUGCCCAAGCAACACCAAUGCUACGUCACAGCCACCCCCAGCUACGAGAACUGGAUGCGCGACACCAUCCCGCCCGGCAGCGCUCUUGGCACUAAGCCGUUCGCGCGCAUGGUGCUCCCCUCGUCCCACGACGUCGGGAUGAACAGCAUGGCGACGGCGCUCGCCCUACUCACCAACGCCGGCACAAGCGCCAUCAAAGAGAUGCUGGGCCGCUCGCUCCCGCGCGCCCUCGACGUCAUCAACAAAGUCAGCGACAAGGGCGUGAACGCCAUCGCCCCAGACAUGAUCCGUGCGCUGGCCAUGACGCAGAAGGAUACGGUCCCCACGCUCCUCGCGCUGGGCGCGCGCUACUUUGAGUUCCGCCCCGCGCGGUGCCAUGGCCGGAUCCAGCCCGGCAGUCCGCUCGCAGACACGCUGUACUUCCAGCACGGCGCGAUCCCGGGGAUGCCGUACGCCGCGUUCCUGGCCGAGGUGGUGCGCUUCCUAGCCGGGCACGGCGACGAGAUAGUCGUGCUGCAGCUGCGCUGGGACGGGGUGCCGGGCGAGUGUCCGCGGCCGAGCGACGCCGAGCUACGCGAUGCUCUGAACGGCGCGCUCGAGGGGACCGAUGUGUGCGUCGGCGGGCUGGAGGAUAUGCUGCAGCGCUCCGUGCAGGAGCUGCGGGGGGCCAGGAAGCGGCUCCUCGUGCUGCGCGACGCGGCCCAGGCGUCCAAUUACGACGACGCGGCCAACGCGACGCUCACGGGGGAGUCGAUGGUCGACGCGCUGAGAGCCAUGAGCGCGGCGCCGCCGUCGGGACACGCCAUCACGCUGCUGCAGUGCCAGGCCACGGCGACGAACAUGCGCGACGUUAUUGUCGCCAGCGUACUCGACUGCGAUGUGAGCACGAGUCCGAUUCUGGCGACCAAACCCGUGUGCGAUGCGAAGAUGCUGCCGCUGCUGCGCGGGGAGUGCGGAAAGCCGUUUCUGAGGGGGGACGGGGUGGUGGUGCUGAUGAACGAUUUCUUCGACGGGGCGACGGCAGAUGUGGCGAUUGGGCUGUCUGCGCUUGCUGGUGGAGCGCUUGAGCUUAGCCUUGAACCUAUUCCACUUGUUAGCCAGCGUCUCCUCGUCGCCCUCGUCGUUGUACGCGGCAGGCUCGCGGCCGCUGUCCAUGCUGGCGCGCGAAAACGCCGUUUCGCUGCCGAGAUCGACGCUCUCGAUGCGCCCGUGCGGCCGGCCCUCGGGCCCGCCCGCAUCGGGCGGCAGCCGGGGCAGCUCCUUGGCCGUGCUGCCGUGACGCGCGUCGGAGCUCAUCCACAGCCCCAGCCGCUGGAAGCAGUGGCCGCACGCCGCGAGGCUGAUGCGCGAUUCGCUGACGCCGGCCCAGCCGAAGACGGCAAAGGCAAAGGCGACCUGCUCCGGGGGCGCCGACGGCGCGGCGAGGCUGGCCGCGCUGAAGAGCGUGGCGGGCAGGCGCGCGAGGAGAGAGGCGACGGGCGGGCCGGGGUGGGUUGUGUUGCGCGCGAGGGGCAGGUCCGACGAGAUGGCGAGCAGCGAGGCGUAUCGGCUCAGCAGAUCGGCCGUGGAGCGGGCGCGCGAAGCGAUGGGGAUGUGUGGCAGAGACGUACGCUGACACCCCGUCUUCCUCCAGAGACACUCGUCGUCGUGCCCGUCCACAAUCAGCGCCCGGUACCGCGCCACCAGCGCCGGGGCAACGUCGUGCGACAGAUCCUCGCUCAUGUCCACGUCCCGCCCGUCGUCGGCCUUUCUGGCCGGCCGCAGCCUGACGACGACGCGCUUCUCGCACCCGCCCUUGCAGGCCACCGUGUUCCAGGCCUCGCAGGUCCAGCCGCGCUUCGCCCACUCGACCUCGCCGAUGCCGUCGGGCUUGGUGCUCCACUUCUUCACAGCGGCAAACGUCUUCAGCCGCGCGAGAAACAGGUCCUGGCUGUAGGGCUGGAAGUUGGGCGCCUUGCGCGGCGUCGGGGCCGUCGGCUGCUUGUCUGCGCCGACGACGCGCAUCGUCUUCUUCCUCUCGAUGCCCGCCCCCAGACUGGGCCGCGGCGUGAGGAGCUGGUCCUUGAGCGCCUGGAUGCGCGCCUGGCCCGCCGAGACCUCGCGCGCGCGCUCUGCGCUGCCGACGGCCUCGGAGCUGCGCGGGCGCUUGGCGAGCGGCUCGGGGCUGCCGGUGCGCGGGAGGGAGCUGGUAGAGACAUUGGGCGACGCGUAGAGGGACGCGAGCGAGGUCGAGGACGUGCUGGCGGUGAGGUUGUCGAGGAGCCUGUGGAAUUUGCGCUUGGUGGUUGCCAGCGCGGGCGGCGAGGAGGCCGGGGAGGCCAUGUUGUGGUGGUUGUGUGUGGCGGUUGGCGAGGCGCUGUCGGAGCGCGUCUGGUUGUCCGAGCAGCUCGCACCACCAGCCCGAAGCGCAAACCCCCGAGCGCUCGCCGCAACCAACGGCUCGUCGCCCGCGGCUCGUCGCCCAACCCCCACCGGUUACGCAACCAAGCGCCCCGUCGACCAAGCGCUCCACCAAUGCCCCCCAUCGCGCCCUACCGAAACUAUUUCCUCCUCGCCGCCGUCGUCCUGGCUUCCGCGCUGCUGCAGCCGACCGUCUUCUUCCGCCACGCCGCCCGCCUGUUCCAGAUCAAGUCGCACGUCGCGCACCCCGCGUCCGCCGUCUACACGAAUCGCACGCUCCCCGCCAUGGCGUACGCGAAAGAGCUCGAGCUCGCGCUGCUCGCCGUCCAGCGCGCCUCCAUCCUCACAAAGAGCGUCUACGCCUCGCACUCCAAGGGCACGCUCACCAAGAGCGACGCGUCGCCCGUCACCAUUGGCGACUUUGGCGCCCAGGCCCUGAUCAUCAGCAGCAUAAAGAGCGCCUUCCCCGACGACGAGGUGGUGGGCGAGGAGGACGCCGACGACCUGCGCGCGAACGCGGCGCUGAAGGCGCUCGUCUGGGACCUCGUCCAGGCGGCCAGGCUGAGCUCGCGCGACGCAGAGGCCGCCGUCGGGGGCCCCAUCGAGUCCGCCGACGACAUGCUGGCUGCGCUCGACGGCGGCGCGAGCCAGGGUGGAAGCAGAGGCCGCAUCUGGGCGCUCGACCCCAUCGACGGCACCAAGGGCUUCCUCCGCGGCGGCCAGUACGCCGUGUGUCUCGCGCUGAUGGUCGACGGCGUGCCGACCGUCGGCGUCAUCGGGUGUCCCAACCUGCCCGUCGACGACAAGGCGCCGCUGACCGCCGAGAUUGGCGUCGACGCGUCCGCCGCAGAGGCCAAGGGCGUGCUGUUCGGCGCCGUCAAGGGCCAGGGCGCGACCAGCCGUGCGCUGACAGACGGCGCGCUCGCGCCGCCCAAGCCCAUCGCCAUGGCGCCGCUGCCGGACGUCUCGCAAGCCACCUUCUGCGAGAGCGUCGAAGCCGGCCACUCGUCGCACGGCGACCAGGCCGCCAUCGCGCAGCGCCUCGGCAUCACAAAGGAGAGCGUGCGCAUGGACUCGCAGGCCAAGUACUGCUCCAUUGCCCGCGGCGCGGGGGAUCUCUACCUGCGCCUGCCCACGAGCAAGACGUACCAGGAGAAGAUCUGGGACCACGCCGCGGGUGUCGUGCUGGUCCAGGAGGCCGGUGGCCGCGUCACGGAUGCGUUGGGCAACGAGCUGAAUUUUGGGGUUGGAAGGACGCUGAAGGAGAACAAGGGGAUUAUUGCUGCGCCGGAGGCGGUGCACGAGCAGGUUAUUCACGCUGUCAAGGAGGUUUUGGUUCAUCUGCUUGACCAGGUCGUUGAUGAAGUGCUCGCGGUUGCCCAGGUCACCACCCUCGAUGAAGUGCUUGAACUUGCGGGGACGGAACCCACCAGUAGGCGAGGACAGCUUGAAGGGCCACAGGAAGUUGGAGGCCUGCUUGAAGUUGGGGCCGACGGUGUAGAUCUCGUGGAUGAGGUCCUCGACGCAGACGAUGCCGUACUGGCCGAGGCUCUGCUCGAUCAGCUCGUUGUCGGUGAUGGGCAGGCGCUGCUUGUUGACCUUGCCGUAACCGCGCUUGUACACGAGCUCACGGACAGUCUUCAGGUUGGGGUAGCCGUAGGCGACAAAGGGCUCGACAAUCUUCAGCAUCUCGGUGGUGGCCUUGGUCAGGCGGAUGAAGACACCGUUGUUGAUCUGGAGGAGACGGAGGAGCUGGAGCGUCUUGCGCUUCUUGGGGUCGAUCUUGUUGAUACCCUUGAUGCGGACGACAAAGGCGAGCUUCGACUCGGCGGGGACGAAGAGAGAGCCAUCCUUCUUCGCCUGGCGCUUGGCGUCGAUGAUGUCGCGCUCGGCCUUGACGUACUCCUGGUGAAUCGUCUCGGGGACGGCGAUGUCGUUCUGGGUGGGGACGCUGCGCUGGUUAGGUUCUUCUGCAUUCAGGGCUGGGUUUGGGUUUCAACGUACGAUGAGCGGGCCAUUGUGCUGGUGGUUAGUCGGCUUGUCGUUGUCGAGGAAGCUGGAAACGAAAAAGAAGACGUCCGAGGUCGAGAGGCAAUGGCAAGAGGCGGUGGUCGUGGCCGCGGUCGCGGUGGUAAGAGAGGUGGAGGACGCGGCGGCGGAGGCGCAAGAGACACCAGGUCCGAGCCGUGGUCAGACAUCACGCGCAGCAACGAGCUGUUCGAGAGCUACUACCGUAGGGGCGGCUUCAUGGACGAGGCCGAGUUCGAGGUCAUGUGGAACGCGCUCAAGCAGGACCUGCCCAACAGCUUCCGCUUCACCGGCACCAAGUCCGACGCCCUCGCUGUGCGCGAGAUCUUCAAGCAGCGCUACAUACCCGCCAUCUCUGCGCAGACGUUUGAGGGCCAGCCUGUGCCCCCUCCCGAGCCCGUCAACGCCUUCCCCGACGAGCUGGUCUGGCACAUGAAGACACACAAAAAGGUCAUCCGCCGCCAUGCCGCCUUCGCCAACUUCCAGAAGUUCCUCGUCGCAGAGGCUGCCUCGGGCAACAUCAGCAGACAGGAGGUCGUCAGCAUGAUCCCUCCCCACUUCCUCGACGUCAAGCCUGGCAUGGUCGUCCUCGACAUGUGCGCUGCGCCCGGCAGCAAGUCUGCCCAGUUGGCUGAGAUGAUCCACGGCGACGAGGAGGAGCGCGUCAGGAGGGCCGCGAACGGCGAGCAUGUUGGCAGCGGCGCUGACGGCGACUACAGCGACGACGGUCGAUCCACCGGCCUGCUCAUCGCAAACGACACCGACUACAAGCGCGCCGGCAUGCUUGUCCACCAGGUCAAGCGCCUCAACUUCCCCAACCUGAUCGUCACCCAGCACGACGCGUCCAUCUUCCCCUCGAUUGAGCUUCCCAGCGACGCCGGCCAGAAGAAGCAGUACCUCAAGUACGACAGGAUCCUGGCUGAUGUGCCAUGCUCUGGCGAUGGCACAGCCCGCAAGAACCCCAAUGUCUGGCAAAAGUGGACCCCCAAGGACGGUCUUGGUCUGCACAACCUGCAGUUGCGCAUUCUCUUCCGUGGCCUGCAGAUGCUGAAGAAGGGCGGACGCAUGGUCUACUCUACCUGCAGCAUGAACCCCGUCGAGAAUGAGGCCGUCAUCGCCGCUGCCAUCGAGGCGUGCGGAGGCAUCUCCAAGGUCCAGCUGGUCGACAUGCCCGACCACCUGCCCAAGCUCAAGCGCCGUCCUGGUCUGAACGCCUGGAAGGUGCUCGACACCUCCUCUGUGCCUGGGAGCAAUGACAAGACCGCCCACAUGUUCACCAGCUGGGAGGCUUUCGAGAAGGCCAAGGCCAAGUAUGCUGUCGAGGAGCCCGAGCGCACCUUCUCGCAGAAGAUCUCCAAGGGCUGCUUCCCUCCCAUCACGGCGAACCCCGAGGAGCGCAUCCCGCUUGAGCGAUGCAUGCGCGUGUACCCCCAUCUUCAGGACACCGGUGGCUUCUUCAUUGCAGUCAUCGAGAAGCUCGACGACAUCAAGAUCGCGCAGAUUCAGAACCCCGAGAAUGCCGCCAAGUCCAAAAAGCAGGAGCAGAAGACUACCGACAACACCUCAAUCCCCACCCCCGAGGAGAAUAUUAUCGAGGCAGAUGCCACUAAGGAAACCGAGAGUCUGAAGCGCAAGGCCGAUGACACCGAAGAAUCCGCCCCUAAGAAGACCAAGACAGAAGAGAACGGCACAGCAGAGCCCACGACAGCACCCGCCUCCGAGGCACCAACACCAGCCCCCACCCAAGUCACCAAGCUCAAGCCCGAGAAGCAAGACCAGAACAAGGAGUACUUCGAGUACCUUUCUCCCACCGACGAGACCAUCUCCCGGAUCCACGACUUCUUCGGCAUCAGCGACCGCUUCCCCCGCGACCGCUACAUGGUCAAGAACAAAGAAGGCCUCUCCCUCAACAAAAUCUACUACACCUCUGGCUUCGCCAAGACAAUAAUAAACGCCAACAAAGACCGCGGCAUGAAAUUCAUACACUGCGGUGUCGUCAUGUUCGUCGCGCACAAGAUCAAGGACGCACAGUACAUGCACGCCCCCUGGCGGCUGCAGUCCGAGGGCAUCUCGAUCCUGGAGCCGUGGGCCAGCAAGCGCAUUGUGAAGUGCACGAGCAAGGCGACGCUCAAGCAGCUCGUCACCGAGAUGUUCCCCAAGCUACCCCGGGAGGGCGAGCACGGGCUGGGCGAGGUGGGCGAUCAGCUGCAGGGUAUGGACAUCGGGUGCUGUUUCGUUCGUGUCGAGAAGGACGAGGCGCAGGACAUCCCCUUCCGCAUGGUGCUGCCGCUGUGGAGACACCCGGGAUCGGCGAACAUGAUGGUCGACAAGGAUGAUCGCAAGGCCAUGCUCUUAAGGCUAUGGGGCGAGAAGGAUACCGAGAUCAUCAAUCACGUUGCCGACAAGGCGAAGAGGGAGGCCGAGGAGGAGCAAGCCGAGGAGGACGCCAAGGCCAGCAAGAUCGAGGGCGACAACGCCGAGGCCAUGGACGUUGACGAGAAUGGCGGUGUUGCCGUUGCCGUCGACGCCGACGCCGACGCCGACGCUUAG